UCUUUCUUCUUUUGUUUCUCCUUGCAGGCCAUGUUCCUUCAAACUGGGUGGCGUUAAGAUUGCCGUAUUUAGGCUAGUUAAAAGUGGCAUACAUCUAACUUCUUUCAGAUCUUUGGAACUGCAGACAUGAGCACCUCGACACAUUGUUGGAUACAGUUAUGUGUUUGCAUUUUUGCUUCACACACUACUUGCUCAUUCCUCGUGUCUCAGUCACCGGACCUCACACACGUCUCAGUUGGUGACACUGUACAAUUAAGAUGUUCAUUUGAGCACAAAGUUUCUUACUGCUAUUCUGCUGUAACAUGGCAAAAGCUGAACCUACGGACUGGUAAACUCACACCGACGAGGUCUGGCUCUCAGUCCGAUUCACUUCAACAUGAUGAUAAAACUUGCGUUGUUACUUUAACAAAUGUAAAACAGAAUGAUUCAGGUUUGUACUACUGCAUUAGCCAUUCUAACGCAAUGGCUAUUGUCGGCAGUGGAAGCAGGGUGAUCGUAACAGAUCACUCUGUUGUGCAACCAGAACUAUCCAUCUUAUACUCAGCAUCAGAAACUGGCUCAUCAUCGGUAGCACUGCAGUGUCUGGUGACCGGAGUUGUCCCGUCUCAAGUGCAGGUGUUCUGGAGGAUUGGAGAGAAAGCGCAUGUUGGAUGGACCGAAUCCGCUUGGACAGACUCCACUGAUUCAGCCACAGAAUUCACGCGUGCUCAUCUCUCUAUUUCUGCAGAUGAGUGGACAGAAGCCGAUGAAAUCCAAUGCUUUGCUGAAUAUAAUGGCAAGAACAUGUCCAAAACUCUGAAGCGAUACGUAACCCAACCAAUCUUCUCCUGGCUUCUGUACACCGGCUGCGUGGCAGCGCUCCUUACCAUACUUAUAACAGUCAUUAUGUCUGUAGGAUUGUACCGAGAUAUGUCGGCGAACAAAAAAAACAGAGGUCUCACAAGAAAAGAUGCCCACCGCAAAAUUUCCUAUGGCAAACAGAACACACUGAGAGAAGAGAGUUCAUCUGUUAUGUGUUUCUCUGGGGAUCUCAUCAGUCAGGGGCAGGGUACGAGUCCAUCAAAAGAAUAAAGCUACUUGCUCAUUCCUCGUGUCUCAGUCACCGGACCUCACAUACGUCUCAGUUGGUGACACUGUACAAUUAAGAUGUACAUUUGAGCACAAAGUUUCUUACUGCUAUUCUGCUGUAACAUGGCAAAAGCUGAACCUACGGACUGGUAAACUCACACCGACGAGGUCUGGCUCUCAGUCCGAUUUACUUCAACAUGAU
Messenger RNA from Rhinichthys klamathensis goyatoka, 1270 nucleotides. Its product is annotated as immunoglobulin kappa light chain-like. NCBI's taxonomy places the organism in Eukaryota, Metazoa, Chordata, Actinopteri, Cypriniformes, Leuciscidae. The transcript is spliced from 9 exons. Bases 127 to 1071 code for a protein of 314 amino acids. The record is from RefSeq and is a predicted model, not a curated record.